UAUUUACACGCACACACAGGGAGAGAGCAUAGAGUAUAUGGAAGAGACAGACAACAACCUGUGUGUACGGUAUCCCCGAGGGACAAAACAUAGGAUCUCACACAGAAACACGUUGAACGGACUUUCAAAACUAGCUACUGAUGGACAUUAGGAAACUGACUUAGCUAGCAUAACCACUGUCUCAAUAACCUUUAGGGAUCAUGAUGGAGCUCUCGUAUCAAUCUAUGAAAGUCGCCCACCAAGCCCGGGAAGCGGAUGAGCUGAGGACUGAGAUGAGGAGGAAGAGCCUCCUCAUCCUCAUUUACCACCACCUGCUGGGGCAAGGCUACGUGUCUGCAGCAGUGGCCUUGGACCAGGAGACUAAUGGAGGUGUGAGGAGGUUCGAGGUCUGUGAUAACAUCGAUCUGGAGAUGGUGCUGAUGGAAUACGAGAGUUAUCACUACGUCAAGUUCCAGAAAUAUCCCAAACUUAUCAGAAGAACAGCAGAACCAGGUGAGAACAGGAAAGCAAGAAGUGGUAGUAUAAAAAGGAGUCCCUGUUCAGCUGCAAAGCCUCUUCCCAAAAUCAACCCGUCCCAGACCCCAAAGUCCGGAAACGGAGCCAAGAGGACCACUGCCAGUUCACAUACAAAUGAGAAUGGUUCUGCUGUUCCUCCAGAGUUGUCAGAGUUUGGUCUUAACGUGUCCUCCAUCAGAAAUGGACCAGCUGGGGAGGCAGCCAAUAACCGAAAGGGCCAGAUGACUGACGGCAAAGUUUCAAUCCAAGGAGCUGGCAGUGACUCAGACUACAUGGAACGGCUGCUGAAGCCCCUCAGUGGCUUUUCUGGAAUGAGCGGCGAGAUGAGAGAUCUUGCUGCAAUCAUCAGCAGGGACAUCUAUUUGCACAGCCCCAACGUGCGGUGGGAGGACAUCAUUGGCCUCGAGGAUGCAAAGCGAUUAGUCAAAGAGGCCGUCGUCUAUCCCAUUAAGUACCCCCAGCUAUUUACAGGCAUUCUGUCUCCAUGGAAGGGCUUGCUGCUCUAUGGCCCCCCAGGUACGGGUAAGACGCUGCUGGCCAAGGCCGUGGCUACAGAGUGUAAGACGACCUUCUUCAACAUUUCAGCCUCCAGCAUCGUCAGCAAGUGGAGAGGAGACUCUGAGAAACUGGUCAGGGUUCUGUUUGAACUGGCCAGGUACCACGCCCCAUCCACCAUCUUCCUGGACGAGCUGGAGUCAGUGAUGAGCCAGAGAGGAACAAGCAUGGGAGGAGAGCAUGAGGGGAGUCGCAGGAUGAAGACUGAGCUGCUGGUUCAAAUGGACGGACUUGCCAAAUCAGAGGACCUGGUGUUUGUACUAGCUGCCUCCAACCUGCCUUGGGAACUGGACCAUGCCAUGCUGAGGAGGUUAGAAAAGAGGAUCAUAGUUAGUCUUCCCUCCUCGCCAGCUCGCCAAGCCAUGAUCUCUCAUUGGCUGCCUCCUCUCAGCUCCACAGGAGGGGUGGAGCUACGAACUGAGCUGGACUAUGAAACUCUGGCGAAGGGGAUGGAGGGUUACUCUGGCUCUGAUAUACGACUGGUGUGUAAGGAGGCUGCCAUGAGACCAGUCCGCAAGAUCUUUGAUGCUCUGGAGUCCCAUCAGGAUGACACUGACGUGCCUGCCAUCCAGCUGGAAACUGUGACAACAGCUGACUUCCUGGAAGUCAUCACGCACACAAAACCCUCGGCUCGAAACCUGAUGGACAAAUACACAGCCUGGGAGAGAGAGUACGAGUCUGUCUGACACACAGGCACAUUUUAACAUGAGAAAAAAAAUUUUUUUUUUUAAAGAACGCUACUGCAUAUGUGACGGAGAAGGUUUUGUAUAAAAACUGACCUAAUGCUGUUACGCUUGGUGGAAGUCAUGACAAGAUUUCUCUUUAUCAGGGCUUUCCUAAAUAACUUAUUUUAAGCUCACAUACAUUACACACCCUGAUGUGUAAAUUGUCAUUACUUUAGUAAGUUUAACAUAAUUUAAUUAACUCAAUAUGUCCCCAUGAUAUAACGUCUGGUGAAAUAUUUGACGAUUAAAGAUCUUCUCACACCUCAA
Molecule: messenger RNA, 2063 nt
Organism: Perca fluviatilis (European perch)
Lineage: Eukaryota; Metazoa; Chordata; Actinopteri; Perciformes; Percidae
Gene: katnal2
Product: katanin p60 subunit A-like 2
Exons: 16
Coding region: 201-1757 (518 amino acids)
Molecular function (GO): ATP binding; protein binding; ATP hydrolysis activity
Source: RefSeq, a predicted model, not a curated record